UUUUUAAACACUAAUAAUAAUAAUAAUAACAGGCAGCGUCGUUAACCAGCUAGGGUUUUUGAUUGCCGCUUAUUCCCUACCCCACUUAGAAGAAGAAGAAGACUCUCUGUCUUCUACAGUUUUAGCUAGAGAACAUAUUUUCUGGCAUAAAUGGGAAGCAAGAAAAGAAGCUCCAAUUCAGCUGAGGUAGUUGAGGAUUCAGAUAAUACAAAUACAAAAACUGAGAACGUAAACUUGGAGGAUAUGAAUAAUGAGAAUGCAAGUUCAAAUCUAAGUAGAAAGAAAAUGAAGAAAGAUAAGAAUAAAGAGAAUGAAACCCUGGACGGAGAUGCUUCUAAAGCAGGCCUUUAUAAUAAUAAUUCUAGUUCGCUGAAACCCAUGGAAAGACGAAAGAAGAGAAAAGCAUUGGAUAAAGAACGCCAGCAUGCUACUUUAGAGGAUAAAGAUGGGAAGACUAAAAAAAUGGAUGUUAAUUCAAAGGUUACCGAAAAUAAAGAGCAGAUGGGAGCUUCCUCAAGUGGGGUAUUGCCAGAGUUUCACAUUGGCGUCUUUACGGAACUGAUAUCGGCUGAUGUGUCUGUGAGAGAAGCUGCAGUGGAGAGAUUGGUCAUGGAGUUGCAAAAGGUUCAGAAGGCGUACGAAAAUGCAGAGAAUAAGGUGGUGGUAGAAGAUGGGUUGAAACUGGAAGCAAAGAAGGAUGAUGGGUUGAAUGACUGUGCUCCUUCAGUGAGAUAUGCUGUGCGUAGGCUUAUUCGUGGUGCUUCUUCAUCAAGGGAGUGUGCAAGGCAAGGAUUUGCAUUGGGCCUGGCGGUGUUAAUUGGUACAAUUCCUAGCAUCAAAGUGGAUUCAGUGAUGAAACUAAUAGUUGACAUGUUAGAAGUUUCUUCAUCAAUGAAGGGUCAGGACAUAAGGGAUUGCCUUUUAGGUCAGCUAUUUGCUUAUGGUGCUCUUGCCCGAUCAGGAAGACUGGUGGAAGUGUGGAUUUCUGAUCAUAACACCCUCUUCAUUAAGGAAUUCACCAAUGUACUUAUCUCACUUGCAUCAAAAAAACGAUAUUUGCAAGAGCCUGCUGUUGCAAUUAUUUUAGAAUUGGUCGAAAAGUUGCCAACUGAGGCUGUGUUGAAUCACGUACUUGAAGCUCCAAGACUGUGUGAGUGGUUUGAAGGUGAUGCCAAUGCUGGAAAUCCUGAUGCUUUGCUUUUAGCUUUGAGAAUUCAGGAGAAAGUUUCUGUUGAUAGUGAAAUUUUUGGAAAGAUUUUGCCACAUCCAUUCAGCCCUAGUAGGCUUUUUGCAUCUGAUCAUUUGUCCUCUAUUAUUAACUGCCUGAAGGAAUCAACAUUCUGUCAGCCUAGAAUUCAUGGUGUGUGGCCUGUUCUGGUAAAUAUUCUUUUACCUGAUGUCGUUAUGCAAGCUGAAGAUGUGGUAUCGGCUUCUAAUUCUCUAAAAAAGCAUAAAAAAAGUCGCAAGUCUAGCUCUUCUGAAGAAGAAGUUGUCAAGAUUGUUCAGUGUUUCCGUGAAGUUUUUAUUGAAGGGUCCCUUCUUCUCUCUUCUCAUGAUCGCAAGCACUUGGCAUUUCAUAUUCUGCUCCUUCUCCUCCCAAGGCUCCCCGCAUCAUUCAUUCCAUAUGUUCUUUCUCACAAAAUUGUGCAAUGCUUGAUGGAUAUACUUUCAACAAAGGACUCUUGGCUGUAUAAAGUCGCUCAGCAUUUUCUUAAGGAAUUAUCUGAUUGGGUAGGAAAUGAUGAUGUCAGAAGGGUUGCUGUUAUAGUGGCUUUACAAAGACACAGCAAUGCAAGAUUUGAUGGCAUCACCAGAACAAAAACAGUUAGAGCUUUGGUGACAGAUUUUAAAACAGAAUCUUGUUGCAUGCUGUUUAUUCAGAAUUUAAUGAACAUGUUUGUGGAUGAAGGUUGUUCUUCAGAGGAACCCUCAGAUCAGAGUCAGACUACUGAUGACAAUUCAGAGAUGGGUUCUGUCGAGGAUAAGGAUUCAAAUGGUGCAAUGGAAAACUCUGAUUUCUUGAAGAGUUGGGUGGUGGAAUCCCUCCCUAGUAUUUUGAAACAUUUGAAGCUGGAGCCUGAAGCAAAGUUUCGGGUGCAGAGGGAAAUUUUGAAGUUUCUAGCUGUUCAGGGUCUGUUCUCUGCAUCUCUUGGCUCUGAAGUUACAUCUUUUGAAUUGAAGGAGAAAUUUAAGUGGCCAAAGGCAGCCACUUCAAGUGCAAUUUGCAGAAUGUGCAUCGAGCAGAUCCAAUCACUGCUGGCAAAUGCUCAAAAGAUAGAGGGGUUGCAUUCUUUGGCAAGUGGCCUGGAGCACAGUGAUCUUGGAUCUUACUUCAUGCGUUUUCUCAGUACACUCAGAAACAUUCCUUCGGUUUCUCUUUUUCGUCUGAGUGAUGAAGAUGAAAAGGCAUUUGAAAAAUUGCAAGAAAUGGAAACUAGGCUGUCUAGAGAGGAAAAAAAAUUUGUGAUUGGUGCUGAAGCAAAUAAAUUGCAUGCAAUGAGGUACUUGCUGAUCCAGUUGCUGCUUCAAGUACUCCUUCGACCUGGAGAAUUCUCAGAAGCUGCAUCUGAACUUAUUAUAUGUUGUAAGAAAGCUUUUGCUGCUUCUGAUCUUCUUGACUUCUCUGGAGAAGAGGAGUUGGAUAAUGAUGCUGAUCCUAAGUUAAUGGAUGUCCUUUUGGACACAUUCCUUUCAUUGUUGCCACAGUCAUCAGCUGCCAUGCGCUCUGCUAUUGAGCAGGUUUUUAAGCACUUCUGUAAUGAUGUGACAAAUGAUGGACUUCUUCGGAUGUUGCGUGUCAUUAAGAAAGAUUUGAAGCCAGCUAGACAUCGGGAAGAAGGCAGUGAAGAUGAAGAAGAUUUUCUUGGUAUUGAAGAAGAAGAAGAAGAAGAAGAAGUGGAUGAAGCUGAGACAGGUGAAGAUGAAGAACAGACUGAUGACUGUGAGGGAGUGGUUGAAAUUGAAGAAACUGGAAAAGAGCUGCCUGAUGAUUCUGAUGAUUCUGAUGGAGGAAUGGAUGAUGAUGCAAUGUUCCGGAUGGACGCUUAUCUUGCACAGAUUUUCAAAGACAGAAAGAAUCAGGCUGGGGUUGAAACUGCACAAUCUCAGCUUGUUUUGUUUAAACUUCGUGUUCUUUCAUUGCUGGAGGUUUACCUGCAUGAAAAUCCAGCUGAGCCCGGGGUUCUGAUGGUUUACUCGAACUUAGCUCAGGCAUUUGUUAAUCCUCAGACUGCAGAAAUCAGCGAGCAGCUCGGACAGCGAAUAUGGGGAAUGUUGCAAAAGAAAAUAUUCAAAGUGAAGGACUUCCCAAAGGGUGAUGCUGUGCUGCUACCUAAUCUUGAAUCUUUGUUAGAAAGGAACUUAAAGUUGGCAUCAAAGCCAUUGAAGAGAAAGAAAUCUGCUGGUAUCUUAUCCAAGAAAAAACAGUCAGCCAUGUGGAAACGACACAAAAUGAUUGUUUCCCUUGCUCAGGAUUCCACCUUUUGGAUUCUGAAAAUUAUUGAUUCCAGAAAUUUUUCAGAGUCUGAACUAAAAGGGGUUUUUGAUAUUUUCAAGGGUGAACUGGCACGGUAUUUUGAGAGUAAAACAUCUCAAAUAAAAUCUGAUUUUUUAAAGGAAAUAUUUCGAAGAAGGCCAUGGGUUGGCCAUCAUCUCUUGGAGUUCCUUUUGGAGAUAUGUGGCAGUGGAAAGUCAGAGUUUCGUCGAGUUGGAGCACUUGAUCUAUUAAUGGAAAUAUUGAAGUCAAUGGUUCCUUCUGGUAAUGAUGAAAGUAACCGCGAUGCAUCAAAGAAAAUCUUGAAAAAUCAUCUGCAAAAACUCAGUCAUCUGAUAAAGGAGUUGGUAACAAAAAUGCCAGAAAAGCAGUCAAGGCGGGCUGAAGUACGCAAGUUUUGUGGUAAAGUCUUCCGGUAUGUGUCAACCUAUGACCUGACCAAAUGUUUUCUUAAAUAUCUGGGUCCAGAAGCCGAAGCUGCUUGUGAAUCUCAACUUGGAGAGCUGUAUCUCAAGUUCAAGGAGGUCGGGAGUUAACUGUAACUGAUAGUGCUGAGCCCUCGAUAGCGUUUUGUGCCCAGGGAAAACUUAUUUCAGCUCCUGUCCUGUUUGAACGUGCCCAGGUACUAUUCUGGAUUUUCCCCUUGAAAUGGGGGAGAAGGAACUUCGCUUGCAGAAUUUGCUGUAUGAUGGUUGCUUGGUGUUUAGCUCUAUAACCUAGCAAGCUCUUAUAUUUUAUCCCAUCAAGUUACAUAUUGGUACGGCCUAUUUUAAAGCUGGCGUUAGAUGCUAUGUCUUCAGGUUUUCUUUAUAUAGAGACGAAUUAUUCAUUUGUUUUCAUAUAGAAAAAAGCUCAAUCAUAGUUAAAAAAAAAAAAAAACACUUGAACCUACUUGUUCGCCAAAUGAUCUGCUCAUCUAUUGAAAGAUGUGAAAAUCAUUUGCCUUUUUUGCCAAA
Molecule: messenger RNA, 4449 nt
Organism: Populus euphratica (Euphrates poplar)
Lineage: Eukaryota; Viridiplantae; Streptophyta; Magnoliopsida; Malpighiales; Salicaceae
Product: DNA polymerase V
Biological process (GO): regulation of DNA-templated transcription
Cellular component (GO): nucleolus
Molecular function (GO): transcription factor binding; DNA binding
Source: RefSeq, a predicted model, not a curated record